This is a messenger RNA of Rubroshorea leprosula, 1795 nucleotides long. NCBI's taxonomy places the organism in Eukaryota, Viridiplantae, Streptophyta, Magnoliopsida, Malvales, Dipterocarpaceae. The record is from the annotation of a GenBank genome assembly.
AGAAGAUCCUGUCAAAUAGUUUGGUAUGGAAUCUUGGAAUUUUAUUCAAUUAGAAUAUUCUGUACUUUCAGAGGAAAUGACAAAAUAUGCUUCUGAAAGACUUAGGUAGAGACUUUCAAUUUACGUUCUUUAUUCUUUUUGCUAUAACUAAUGAAAUAAAGCAAAGCUGGAAAUCUUGCUCAAAAUCAUUAAGAGCUCCAUUAGGAAACUUUCUGCUUUCUGUAUCAUUUUGCAAAAACCAUGGAAUCAAUGGCAAUAAACCUGGGAAAUUCCUUGCUGGUGCCUUGUGUUCUCAGGAGUUGGCAAGAGGUAAGUCCUUGACAACAAUCCCACCUAGACACAUCCGUACUGACCAUCAGCAGCCUAUUGUUUCGGAUGCGGUGUCGGAAAUCCCAGUUAUCGAUAUGCAGAGCUUGCGUUCUGAAGGAUCAAUGGAAGCAGAAUUAGCCAAACUUGACUUUGCCUGUGGAGAAUUGGGAUUCUUCCAGCGAUCUCAAUUAUUGACACAAAGUUUUGCUCGGAUGAUUCCAAGCCAAGAAGUGAAGUCAAAUCCUAAGAAAAAAAUGAGAAUGAGAGAGAGAAAUCCCAGAGUGAGAAACUAUCAACCUUUAUUGCCGGUUGCUCCGGCAGCCAAAGGUAACCAUCAACCCCACCUGGAGAGAGAGCGAAAGCCAAACCCAGACCAACCUAGACAUUUCCACCCACUAAGAGGUAGCAUCCAAGAGACCGAAAGGACAGUGGGAGAAAGGCGCAGAGGACAAGGAGCUUCAGCGCAUGGAUAUGGCAAAGGCAUUUUGGAACAAUCCACUUCAUUCUUUUUCACUAACUUCCCUGAGGACUGGCAAAUAGGAGAGAUGUGGAAGGCAUUCAUCAGAUGUGGUAAAGUGAUUCAGAUCUACAUAGCAAGGAAGCGUGACAAAUGGGGGCGCAGGUUCGGUUUUGCACGCUUCUUGGACGUGAAGAGCACAAGAGAACUAGAGAUAAAGCUGAACCAAAUCUUUGUGGGAGAUCAAUACAUCAAAGCCAACAUUGCAAUCUUUUCCAGGGAGGAGACUAAGCUUAAGAGAAAGGAAAUAAAUGAUGCAGGGAUCAGAAAAGAGGUAAAGAGUGUAAAAUCCUAUGCUAAUGCCUUGAAGGGAGAUUCAGGUGUGCAAGAUAAGGGGAAGAUGAACAAUUCAAGUAUUCCCAAUAAGGUGUGGCAAUCAAAGGAAGCUAUGAAUGCAAAACAACAGAUUGGGCAUGGAUUAGAAGUACAAGUAGAUAAGGAAGAUGAAGAGUGGUUGGAGAGAUGCUUCAUCGGCAAGGCAAAAUGUCUGGAAAUCAUAAGCUUUCUGCAAGAAAGAUUUACGAUGGAAGGGUACUUUGCAGCAAAGGUUACUCCAAUGGGUGGUAAUCUAUUGUUACUCUUAAGUGAAGAUCCUGAUGAUUUCAAAUACUUGGUGGACGAGGGACGCGACUGGCUAGCUCAGUGGUUCACAGAAAUUCAUCCUUGGUCCCCAUUUGAGGCGUGGCCUAGGUUCGACGGAACCCACUGGCUUGGGUUCCAUCGAACCCAGGCAUGCUGGGUUCGUUGCUGGGUUCCACUGAACCCAAUGCUUGGGUUCGAUGCCCAGCAUGCCUGGGUUCCACCAAACGCAGCAUGCCUGGAUGAAGAAGGCAAGGCAGACGUUGGGUUUUUGUCGGUGGAUGAAGAUGAAGAAGGCAUAGGUGCUGGGUUUGAUUUCGAACCCAAUAGCCGUUAGGUUCUGUUGACGACCACUUAAGAUUUUUUUCAAAAUAAAUGAAAAAUUAAGUG